Messenger RNA from Volvox carteri f. nagariensis, 1326 nucleotides. RefSeq lists its product as uncharacterized. Lineage: Eukaryota; Viridiplantae; Chlorophyta; Chlorophyceae; Chlamydomonadales; Volvocaceae. The record is from RefSeq and is a predicted model, not a curated record. The transcript is spliced from 6 exons. The coding region runs from base 1 to 1326 and encodes 441 amino acids.
AUGAACGUGACGCUAAAAUGUCGUGACAAGGACUGUGAUGUGCAUCGUUAUGAGCGAUGCGGCCAUGCAGAGCGAGAGCAGGACAUCGCGGAUGGCAACGAACAGCAUGCAGAACAGAAUGGCGCACUUGGCCGCUGGGCUGGACAGCAGGCGCUCCUGUGCCUUGGUGAUGUCGGUCACAACGUAGCGGGACCCCAAGUUGAGCAUCAGCAUGCUGACCCCGGCAAAGAGUUUGCUGGUGUUCAGCUGCACAAGCAGGUCAUACAUGACCGCGGACGGCUAGGCGAUUUGAUUGGCUGGGUGGCUCCGAUCAGCAUGUCCACCUCGGCGCAAGCCAUGGUGACGCAGCCUGCCAUCAGCAGCCCGGCUGUCAAGUCCAGGUUCAUGUAUGUGCGAGGCCACCCUCGGGGCCGGGAGGGCGACAGCGUGUGCAAUGUGGUGGUCGGCCAGGAGUCACACUACGAUGCGUCACUGGCACCCUUGGCGGCUACCCAGGCGCAGGUGCAGGUGGCAGGCCUCAGCAGCAGCGACCCGGCAACCCUGCAUCCCGAUGGCGCAUUCAUGGAGUAUGACGACUUUUACGGCUGGGACCACCAGUACACAUCUGUUCUGGACGGCACUCGGGCAGGGCAUGCAGGUGGCGGCCCUGGCGCCAGGUGGGGCUCACCGUGCAUGACUACGAGCGAGCAGCUCACCGUGAAUACUCGGGAGAUGGAUCAGGAGGGUGAGGCGCAGCAGGAUGCGCAGCAGGCGGCAAAGGUGCUGAGCCCCCCCAGCAGUGUGGCCGAGGGCUACAUCAACAGCACGGGCGCCAACGCCUCGCACAUGAAGCACGUAUGCGACCUGCUGCUGUACGUGCUCUCGGGCAUUUUCCUCAUCCUGAUCAUGGAGCAGUUCCUGUGGCUCGGCAUGCGGAUGAACAGCCGCGUGCAAUCCUGCUUUGACGCCAUCCUGGGUCGGUGCCGCAAGCGCAUGCAGGCAGCAGUCAAAACUGGUGUGCUGUACAUCGUGUUCGACGUCCCCGAAUUCAUGAUUGGCCACCCCCCCUACAACAUCUGCCAGUGCAUCACUUACCUCAUGGCCCAGCUGACAAAGGCAGGCUUCACCGUGCGCUACCUCUUCCCCCGGGCGCUCAUCAUUUGCUGGGGUGCUGCGGCUCCACCCCCACCCGUGCUGCCGCUGCCACCACCGCCCGUGCGGCUGCUUGAAGCAGCAGCACAGCAUCGUCCACCACCUGCCGAGAACGGUGCUGGAGCCGCUGGACCCCUUGCGCCGCGGGCAGUGCUUGACAAGAAGCCAGGCGGCAAGCUGACCUUGGACAUAUGA